AUGACACUUCCUUUUCGCAAUCUAUGCUAUACUAAGCUUUUGCGAAUAAUACCCACCACAAACCUAAUAAUACAGCGACGAGUAUUCCAACCUUCAUCCACAAAACGCAAUAUCAAUAAUUAUAAUAAUACCUCUAAAUAUCUUUUAACAAAAUGUACUUUGCUCUUCAAUAAUAACUCACCGAAGCCUCAAAAAUACUUUUGUAUCAACGUCAAUAGUAAUAAGAGAUAUCUUAGCAAUACUUUCAGUACUGACGAGGCCGGUCCUGAUGACAUUACAGGAACAGAAGUUAGCAGUGGUGGCUUAAUAUUAAGAAAACGACCAAUACCCGAGGACAUGUCGAUAUACCCUCCUCGACCGCCUAUAGUCACGAUAAUGGGACACGUAGAUCACGGAAAGACCACGUUAUUGGAUGCGUUACGGAAGUCGUCUGUGGCCGCUGGCGAAGCUGGUGGUAUUACGCAACAUAUUGGCGCUUUUUCAGUUGAACUACCUUCAAAACAAACAAUCACAUUUCUCGAUACUCCGGGACACGCUGCAUUCUCCGCGAUGCGUGCCCGUGGUGCUCAUGUGACUGAUAUUGUCGUGUUGGUGGUUGCCGCUGAUGAUGGCGUUAUGCCACAAACACUUGAGGCGAUUCAGCAUGCUAAAGAUGCGAAAGUGCCGAUGGUUGUGGCGAUCAAUAAAAUUGAUAAACAUAAUGCCAAUACGCGUAAAGUUUGUGAAGCAUUAUUGUCACACGGUGUGGACCUCGAAGAAUUUGGUGGUGAGACACAAGUAAUCAAAGUAUCAGGAUUAAAGGGAUUAGGUCUUGAUCAUUUAGAAGAUGCGAUUAUUGUUCUUGCCGAGUUGAUGGAUUUGCGUGCAGAAGUCGAUAUUGGUGCGGAGGGUGUUGUUAUUGAAUCACAGAUUGAGAAAGGAAGAGGAAAUGUUGCUACAAUUUUAGUUAAACGUGGCACGCUGAAAAUUGGUAGUGUUGUAGUAGCUGGUACAGCCUGGUGCAGAGUCCGAUCAAUGAUCGAUGAUAAAGGUCGUACGUUAAAAAAAGCAUUGCCGGGUACACCUGUUCGUGUAAUAGGGUGGAAAGAUUUACCACAGGCCGGUGAUGAAGUAUUAGAAGCGCCAGAUGAAGAUGUAGCAAAAGAAGAAGUGCAACUUCGCCAAUUGCAACAAGAACAACAAUUACUGCUAAAAGAUGAAAAAAUAAUCUCAGAGAAACGUCGACUCCAAAAAGAAGAAUUAAUUGAAAAACGAAAACAUGAACGUAAUAUCAAAAAAGAGAUCUGGAUGUAUUAUCAUGGAUUGCUUUCAGAGUAUCCCAAAGUUAAACCCCCUGACACCAAUGAAAAAAAAGACGAGGAUGAAAAGAUUAAAGAGUUCAAAGUUGUUGUAAAAGCUGAUGUUAGCGGUACUACGGAAGCGGUUGUAGAUGCUUUGGAAAAAACGGGAAACGAAGAGAUUCGAGUUAACAUUGUUCAUUAUGGUGUUGGGAAUAUUACAGAUUCUGAUAUACAAAUGGCGUCUACUGUUGAAGCAACAAUAAUAGGAUUCAACGUAAAAGCUGACAAAAAAGUACAAAACGCGGCAAAACAAGCAGACGUCGAGAUCAUCAUUCACAAUGUUAUCUACAAAUUACUAGACGAGGUAAAAGCACGGAUGAGCAAAUUACUACCACCAAUUCUCGAGAUACAUGUAACGGGUGAAGCGACGAUUCUUCAAGUCUUUGAGUUGUCGGGGAAAAGAAAAGAAGUUAUACCUGUGGCGGGAUGUAGAAUUGGUUCAGGACGUGUGUUGAAGAAUCAAAAGUGUCGUAUUAUGAGAGGCGACAAGAUUAUUUGGGAAGGAAAGUGUACAUCAUUCAUGUAUUGGUACACGUAUCCCGAUAUCACCGAAGCAACAAAAGGUAUCGAAUGUGGAAUGUCAUUCGAUGGAUUUACGGAGUUCAAGGCUGGAGAUCUGGUACAGAGUUUUUAUGUUAAAGAAAUUCCAAGAACAAUAUAA
Ambispora leptoticha is the source of this 2001-nucleotide messenger RNA. Lineage: Eukaryota; Fungi; Glomeromycota; Glomeromycetes; Archaeosporales; Ambisporaceae. The record is from the annotation of a GenBank genome assembly.